Messenger RNA from Paramecium pentaurelia, 513 nucleotides. The record is from the annotation of a GenBank genome assembly. Lineage: Eukaryota; Ciliophora; Oligohymenophorea; Peniculida; Parameciidae.
AUGAGAUGUUUAAUAAAGAAGACAAGAUAUCUGCUAAUUAUUAUCCUACAGGAAAUUGCAGAAAAAUAACAACCAAGUAAACAUAAAUUUUAAUUAAAAAUUAGAAACUAAUUAUCUUCUAUUUCUUUAAAUGUAGAUGAAAUUAUUGAAAAAACUUCAUUAUAGCAAAUUUGUAUUUGACAUUAUUUUUUUAUUAAACUAAAAACUGGUAACGAUUAAAAUAAGGAUUAAUUCUAUCAAGUUUUCAACUUUUAAUUUCACAAAUAAGAGGGAAAUAUUUAUCAAAGGCAUAAAAAAUGGAGCUUAAAACUGCUUAUAGGAACUACACGACUACGAUUGUUAUGAUAAACCUAAAUUUUCAACCCUGAAAAUGCAAUUAAAUCCUUUAAGACACCUAAAUAUGAAAAAGAUUGGAAUGAUUAUUUUAAGUAAAGGUUUUAUAAUUAAAUAGACACUCAAAGAAACUCUAUCCAUAAAAUUCCUCCUAAAUACAUAAAUAUGUUAAUGAUUUGA